Molecule: messenger RNA, 3684 nt
Organism: Diaporthe batatas
Lineage: Eukaryota; Fungi; Ascomycota; Sordariomycetes; Diaporthales; Diaporthaceae
Product: coatomer subunit beta
Exons: 4
Coding region: 379-3258 (959 amino acids)
Biological process (GO): intracellular protein transport; intra-Golgi vesicle-mediated transport; endoplasmic reticulum to Golgi vesicle-mediated transport
Cellular component (GO): cytoplasm; COPI vesicle coat
Molecular function (GO): structural molecule activity
Source: RefSeq, a predicted model, not a curated record
CUCAGACGCAUCUCUGGCCUGUGAGUUGCGCCUCCCUCGACCCUCGAACCCUCCACACCUCGCCCGACAACCAAACAGCUUUCCCUUCCUGCCCUGGCCGCACACGUUGUUUGUUCGAAGCUGGCAUUCAACCACGACGCCUCGCUCCCCUCAGGUUUCUCAAUUGAAUGAGCUGUUGGGGCCCUUGUCCUGUCCCCUCCGCCAACCGACCCCGACCCCGACCGACAAGCAGCUCUGGACACUUGUCGACUGCACCAGCCAGGGGGAGCUUCGAGCCGCCCAGGUCCCGCCGUCGACAGCAAACAGCUGCCAGCAUUGCCAUCAGUCUGACACGUCGCGGGAAGCUCGUCGGGCUGCCCACCAACCCCUCCCCCAAACAUGUCCUCCUUCCUCGAGAAUGCCUACAGCCUGGUCCACCAGGACAACGCCGCCGAUGUUCCCUCCAUGUCCGAGCUGCGCACGCAGCUUGAGAAGGGCACCGACGAGACCAAGGUCCAGACCAUGAAGUCCAUCCUCACAAUCAUGCUCAACGGCGACCCAAUGCCCCAGCUGCUCAUGCACAUCAUCCGAUUCGUCAUGCCCUCCAAAUCCAAGCCGCUCAAGAAGCUGCUCUACUUCUACUACGAGAUCUGUCCCAAGCUCGACGCUGGCGGCAAGCUCAAGCAGGAGAUGAUUCUGGUCUGCAACGGCAUAAGGAAUGAUCUGCAGCACCCCAACGAAUACAUCCGCGGCAACACUCUGCGCUUCCUCUGCAAGCUGCGCGAACCCGAGCUGAUCGAGCCCCUCCUGUCCUCUGCCCGAUCCUGCCUCGAGCAUCGUCACGCAUACGUCCGCAAGAAUGCUGUCUUCGCCGUGGCCUCCAUCUACCAGCACUCCCCGUCGCUGAUACCCGAUGCCUCGGACCUCAUCGCUACUUUCCUCGAGACCGAAAGUGACCCAACGUCCAAGCGCAAUGCAUUCGCAGCCCUUGCCAGCAUCGACCAUCAGAAGGCACUGGCAUACUUGAGCUCCGUCUUCGAGGGCAUACCCAAUGCCGAGGAGCUCCUGCAGCUGGUCGAGCUCGAGUUCAUCCGCAAGGAUGCCGUGCAGAAUCCCCAGAACAAGGCGCGCUAUCUGCGGUUGAUCUUCGACCUGCUCGAGGCCGGUGCGUCGACGGUUGUCUACGAGGCCGCUUCGUCGCUGACCGCACUGACGAGCAACCCCGUCGCCGUCAAGGCAGCUGCGGCCAAGUUCAUCGAGCUGAGCAUCAAGGAGGCAGACAACAACGUGAAGCUGAUUGUGCUCGAUCGUGUGGACCAGCUGCGGACCAGGAACGAGGGGGUGCUAGACGACCUUAUCAUGGAGAUCCUGCGCGUGCUCUCGAGCCCAGACAUCGAUGUGCGCCGCAAGGCCCUGAGCAUCGCACUAGAAAUGGUCUCGAGCAAGAAUGUCGAAGAGGUCGUGCUCCUCCUCAAAAAGGAACUUUCCAAGACCGUGGACCAGGAAUACGAGAAGAACACCGAGUACCGACAGCUUCUCAUCCACUCAAUACACCAGUGUGCCAUCAAGUUCUCCGAGGUCGCGGCCAGCGUUGUCGACUUGUUGAUGGACUUCAUCGCAGACUUCAACAACACGUCUGCCGUAGAUGUCAUCAACUUCGUCAAGGAGGUCGUCGAGAAGUUCCCCAAGCUGCGGCCGGCCAUCGUCCACAGGCUGGUCGACACGCUCAGCGAGGUGCGCGCGGGCAAGGUGUACAGGGGAAUUCUGUGGAUCGUCGGCGAAUACUCCCUCGAGGAGAAGGAUAUCAGAGAUGCAUGGAAGCGUAUCAGGGCUAGUCUGGGAGAGAUACCGAUCCUUGCAUCGGAACAGCGUCUUCUGGACAACGUUGACGGCGAAGAGGAGAAUGAGAAGGACCAGGUCAACGGUCAUCAUAAGCCUGCUGCGCCGACGGGGUCACGGAGGGUUCUUGCGGACGGUACAUAUGCGACAGAGACGGCGCUGACCAGCCAGUCGUCCGCUGCUGCCAAGCUAGAGGCCGUCAAGGCAGCACAGAAGCCCCCCUUGAGGCAGCUCAUCCUAGACGGCGAUUAUUACCUCGCCACGGUCCUCUCGGCAACCCUGACGAAACUGGUCAUGAGGCACUCCGAGAUCUCGUCUGAACAUGCCCGGACAAAUGCUUUGCGCGCAGAGGCGAUGCUGAUCCUGAUCUCCAUCAUCCGGGUCGGUCAGUCGCAAUUUGUCAAGGCGCCAAUCGACGAGGACUCCAUCGACCGAAUCAUGUCGUGCGUCCGGUCGCUGGCGGAGUUCCGUGAGCAUAAGGAAUUGGAGACGGUGUAUCUGGAUGACACAAGGAAAGCCUUCCGUGCCAUGGUACAAGUUGAGGAGAAGAAGCGGGCCGCCAAGGAGGCGGUUGAGAAGGCCAAGACGGCAGUGCAGGUCGACGACGUCGUGGCUAUCCGCCAACUAAGCAAGAAGAACAUGGGUGAUGGGUCGGACGACGUCGAGGUCGACCUUGAGCGCGCCACUGGUGGCGACAGCACUGCGACGGAGGACCUGAGCUCCAAGCUGAGCAGAGUUGUCCAACUCACCGGCUUCUCGGACCCCGUGUACGCUGAGGCUUACGUCAAGGUCCAUCAAUUCGACAUUGUGCUAGACGUGCUCCUCGUCAACCAGACCACCGAGACCCUGCAGAACCUCUCUGUAGAGUUUGCGACGCUCGGAGACCUCAAGGUCGUGGAACGGCCGACGACACAGAACCUAGGCCCGCACGACUUCCACAACGUACAGUGUACAAUCAAGGUCUCGUCGACUGACACAGGCGUCAUUUUCGGAAAUGUCGUGUACGACGGCGCCCACAGCACAGAUACGAACGUAGUAAUCCUCAAUGAUCUGCACGUAGACAUAAUGGAUUACAUCCAGCCGGCGAGCUGCACCGAGACACAGUUCCGCACGAUGUGGACCGAGUUCGAAUGGGAGAAUAAGGUCAAUAUCAACAGCAAGGCCAAGACCCUGCGCGAGUUCCUGGACCAGCUGAUGGCGGCGACCAACAUGAAUUGUCUCACCCCAGAGGCAAGUCUGAAGGGCGAUUGCCAAUUCCUGAGCGCUAACCUCUACGCGAGGAGCGUGUUCGGUGAGGAUGCUCUAGCGAACCUGAGCAUCGAAAAGGAAGGCGAGGACGGCCCCAUCACAGGCUUCGUCCGGAUACGGAGUCGCAGCCAGGGUCUGGCGCUCAGCUUGGGCAGUCUCAAGGGCCUGAACAAGAUUGGGACGUCGGCCUGAGCUCCGACGAGUUGACAAGUAGGGGUUGAGGAGAUUUGAGCUGGUUUAAUUGGAGAAGCCCACGACGAAGGGGAGACGGUAGCAGAAAGCAUUUUACUGUCCCCGAGGUAGACCACAUCCACAAAAGCUUUUACGAUUUAAAAUGUAUGCCCGUGUCGGUUGCCACCCAAGAAAGAUACUUGAAACACAGAGGAAAACGGAGAAACCCCGCCGGUCUUCUGCAUUACAAGAUGCCUGUCUGACUGGACUUGCAAAAGACCCGGACCUGACAUGCUUCACCCACUCCCGAGUCUCUCCUUUACCCACGCCCAUUCUUACUCGUCCCAAGAUGAAAUAGCUGUCUGUAAGAUUUAUCCGAGGAUGAAGACAGGCAGGGCCUGUUAGCCAUACUGUGCAACAAAAGAGCAGCGCACCGCUCACCUUGAC